CAGGGGAGGUUGCGGCCAUCAUUCACCAUGUGGAGUGGAGACUUCAGUCCCAGCAACUACUCCGCAUCUCUUCAGCCUAGACGAGGGACCAACAGUGGCCCGGCCCUCUGCCUUGAGGAAGAGAAGCGAUGGUCGGCGGAGGACAAGGGGUAGAGGCAUUUGCGCCUCCCUCUCGGCAGAGCCUCCUAGCGUUUGCAGCGGUUAGCGCGUCCCAGGUCUCUGCCUUUCCCCAGGAAACAGAGAAGAUGAUCAAGUUCCAGGAGCCAGUGUCCUUCAAGGACGUGGCCGUGGUCUUCACCGAGGAGGAGCUGGGGCUGCUGGACUCCGCCCAGAGGAAGCUGUACCGAGACGUGAUGCUGGAGAACUUCCGGAACCUGCUCUCAGUGGGGAAUCAGCCCUUCAAACCAGAGCUUAUAUUCCAGCUGGAGAGAGAAGAAGAGCUUUUGAUGAUGGAGACAGAAACCCAGAGAGAUGGGUGUUCAGGAACCAAGAGUCAACAUAAUAUGGAAAGUAUUCAAGAAGUGGGAUUAAGCUGCCUUUCCUCCAAAGAGCUUUCCACCUGGCAGACCUGGCAACAAAGUGCAGGCAGGUUAACCGGGUGUCAAGAUUCCAUGAAAAUUUUUCAAGAGAAUAUUUCUCAGUUGCAAAAACAAGGUGAUUCCCCCUGCCAAGUUUGGGCAGGAAUACCGAUUCAGAUUUCUGAAGAUGAGAACUACAUACUGACUCAUAUAGGAGAUGGUUCCCAUGACAUAAAAAGUCAAGAAUUUCCCUCUUGGAGAGCCCAGCAUUCUUGGAGGAAAAUGUAUCUUACAGAGUCACGUAAUUAUCAGUGUAGAUGUCAGAAAAUUUCCAUGAAAAAUGAUUUCUGUACGUCUGAAAGUAUCAGUUGGAUCUCACAUCACAAUGAUAAUCUGGGUGUACACAGAACAGAAAAAAACUAUAGCUGCCAUGACUGUGGAGAAGAUGUCAUGAAGGUUUCACUGCUUCAUCAAGACUUAAUUCAAACAGGGCAAAAGCCCUACCCUGGUAAUGAGUACAGAAAAGCCUUCAACAAUGACUCCAGCUCUGAAGUUCUUCGGCAGUUACGCUUAGAAGGAAAGCCCCGUACAUACAGUCCAUGUGGAAAGGGCUGUAGUUACAGUUCAGUUCUUCAUACUCAUCAAAGUGUUUGUAGAGGAGAUAACUGUGUUUCUGAGAGUCCACAUCUGCAGUGCCAUCAGGAAGUACACGCAGAGGAGGUGCCAUUUAAAUAUGAAUAUGGUGAGAACUUCAAUCAGUGUUCCUCUCAUAACACAUAUGAACUUACUCACACAGGAGAGAUGUCCGACAGAUGCAACAUUUAUGAGAAGGGCUUCAGUCAUAGCUUAGACCUUAGUAGUAGUUUUAGGGUCCAUACUGAGCAGGAGCCCUAUGAAUUUGAGGAGAAUGGGAAUGUCUUUAUCCAAAAUUCUUGCCUUCGAGCCCAUCAGAAAAUCCAAACUGAAGAGAAACUAUACACAGAUGUGGAGUGUGAGAAGGGUUUCAUUUGUAACUCAGAUUGUAACAUUCAGCACAGAGUUUACAUGGAAGAGAUUCCCUAUAAUUCUGAGGUGUGUGGUAACGGCUUCAGUCUGGCCUCACAUUUUCAAGACCUCCAGAUAGUCCACACUAGGGAACAACCAUAUAAACAUUAUACAUGUGGUAACAGCUUCAGCCAAAAUUCAUAUCUUCAAGGCCAUCAGAAAAUUCACAUUGGCGAGAAACCUUACAAAGAGUGUGGGAAUGGCUUCAAUUGGAAUUCAAAACCUAAAGAUCAUCAGAGAGUCCACACUGGAGAGAAACCGUACAAAUGCAACGCAUGUGGUAAAGUCUUCAGUCAUAGAUCAGUUCUUAAUGUUCAUCAGAGAGUCCACACAGGAGAGAAACCUUUUAAAUGUGAGGAGUGUGAUAAGGGAUUCAGUCGGAGUUCAUACCUUCAAGCCCAUCAGAGAGUCCACACUGGAGAAAAACCAUACAAAUGUGAGGAGUGUGGGAAGGGAUUCAGUCGCAAUUCUUACCUUCAAGGCCAUCAGAGGGUCCACACUGGAGAGAAACCAUACAAGUGUGAGGAGUGUGGGAAAGGAUUCAGUCGGAGUUCACACCUUCAAGGCCAUCAGAGAGUUCACACUGGAGAAAAACCAUUCAAGUGUGAGGAGUGUGGGAAGGGAUUCAGUUGGAGCUUUAAUCUUCAAAUUCAUCAGAGGGUUCACACAGGAGAGAAACCCUAUAAAUGUGGAGAAUGUGAUAAGGGCUUCAGUAAGGCCUCAACUCUUCUGGCCCAUCAGAGAGUCCACACGGGAGAGAAGCCAUACCAAUGUGAUGAGUGUGGUAAGAGCUUCAGUCAGAGAUCAUACCUUCAAAGCCAUCAGAGUGUCCACACUGGAGAGAGACCCUAUAUAUGUGAGGUAUGUGGGAAGGGCUUCAGUCAGAGAGCAUAUCUUCAAGGUCAUCAGAGAGUCCACACCAGAGUGAAGCCAUAUAAAUGUGAGAUGUGUGGGAAGGGCUUUAGUCAGAGCUCACGCCUUGAAGCACAUCAGAGGGUCCACACAGGAGGGAAACCAUACAAAUGUGAGGUGUGCACAAAGGGUUUCAGUGAAAGUUCACGCCUUCAAGCACAUCAGAGGGUCCACGCAGAAGGGAGGCCCUAUAAAUGUGACCAAUGUGGUAAGGGUUUCAGUGGGUUUUCAAGUCUUCAAGCCCAUCACAGAGUCCACACUGGGGAAAAACCAUACAAAUGUGAGGUGUGUGGUAAGGGCUUCAGUCAGAGAUCAAAUCUCCAGGCUCAUCAGAGAGUCCACACGGGAGAGAAACCCUACAAAUGCGAUGCAUGUGGUAAGGGUUUCCGUUGGAGCUCAGGUCUUCUAAUUCAUCAAAGAGUCCAUAGUGGUGAUACAUUCUAUAAAAGUGAAGAGUAUGGUAAGGAUUAUCUCUCUUCAGAGAAUCCAUACAAAAGUGAAAUUCGGUAAAAUGGUAUUCUAUUACGUUCUGAAGUCCUCAAAUGAGAGCUGAAAUUUUCCAUUCACUCCAGUUCUUAUAGUAGAAAAAGAAUUUCUUUCAUGAAAAGGUAAUGUUUCUGCCCAGCAUCAACAUUCGCAAUAGCCAGGAGACCACACAGCAGAGACAUCUAACGAGAGAGGUUCCAUACGGGAUUUUGUGAGAACUUUAACAUGUCAUUGCACGUGACUUUAACCAGUUGUUGCACUAGGGCUUAAAAAAGAUAUGAGUAUAGUCAGGAUUUUAACAGAAGCACAGUGAUGAGCAUGCCUGAAUCCACGUCCACUGGAAUGUAAAGUUAAUGAGAGAAGGGGCUUCAUGCAUUGUGAAGUCUCCAAAGCCACGACACUGCAUAACUCAAUAUUAGGUGCUCAGUACUUUUUGCUAAAUGACUAAAAGUGUGUAAAGGUAUCAUGUUUGAGAUUUUUAUUAAGCUUAUUUUCCCCAAAAAAUCAUUUAAAAAUAUAUUUGGAGGAGGAGGAAUACUGCAAGUAAUGUAAGCACUUCAAGUAAAUAAAUAUUAUUUGAAAUGUAUCAGCAAUAUCGCAAUCUGAAAUUACAUGAAUUUGGUUGUAACCCUGUUGGGAUUGGUUCUCUCCCUUUGUCCCUCGUGUAAGCAGGGAUGAACUGAAUUUCUUACCAUUUGGUCUCUUUCUCUACAGUAUACUAUCCAUUUUAGUUUAGCUGUGAGUACGUACACCUGUGUGCACUUUAAAGGACAGUACAAACUGAUAAAACAAUGUUUCUGGUUAACUUUAUAAAAAUGGAACACUGCAUUUCACAUAAUUGAAUUUUUACUCCUGCCCUGUGUGUUAGGACAGAGUUUUACUGCAAUAUUUGGAAAGUGGCAGGAAUGGUUACUAAUGACAAAUACUUUCUUAAUAAAUGUCAGAAUUACAAUA
Messenger RNA from Balaenoptera acutorostrata (minke whale), 3914 nucleotides. It is a transcript of the gene ZNF112, whose product is annotated as zinc finger protein 112. The record is from RefSeq and is a predicted model, not a curated record. Gene Ontology annotation, biological process: regulation of DNA-templated transcription. Bases 129 to 2984 code for a protein of 951 amino acids. Lineage: Eukaryota; Metazoa; Chordata; Mammalia; Artiodactyla; Balaenopteridae. The transcript is spliced from 5 exons.